This is a messenger RNA of Canariomyces notabilis, 576 nucleotides long. RefSeq lists its product as uncharacterized. The record is from RefSeq and is a predicted model, not a curated record. Lineage: Eukaryota; Fungi; Ascomycota; Sordariomycetes; Sordariales; Chaetomiaceae. The transcript has a single exon. The annotation marks the transcript as partial.
GACGACGAUGACGGACAGGACGACGAUGACGGACAGGACGACGAUGACGGACAGGACGACGAUGACGGACAGGACGACGAUGACGGGUUUCGCUACGAUGACGACGCAUUGGACGACAUUCACGGAUGGGGCCACGAUGACGGAGGGAUCCACGAUGACCCAUAUGGCCGUGAUGGCCCACCGUUCGACGAUGAUCCGUCCAGCGGAGUGUACAUCCCGGAGAAUGACUUUGGCGGGCUGGUGUCUAUUCGCUUUCCCUACGUGGCCGAUUCAGGGAUGGAAGACUGGGAUUUCUAUUGUCAAGGCUGUGACUACUUGAAGGGUGAUGACGAGGAGUGGGACCUGCGCGAUUCUGCCGCACAACGCAAGUUGUCUGCCAGCAUGCUCUUCGAUCUGAACCGUCCGGUGCUUUUCAGGCCGGGCUUGGUGCGAUCCAAGCAGCAGUUUUUGGACCAUGUCAAAACCUGCUAUGGUGUUCGUCGCCUAAUUGCGUCCUGGGGACCUGGGUCCGAGCCGUCGUCACCCGCUUCAGAGAGUCUAAAUCAUGGGUAUUAUAUCGAUUACUAUUCCUUAUAA